AUGGAGCUGCGCAGCGGAGCGAUUCUCCCCGGCCCCGUGCCCGUCCCCAUAACGGCGGCGGAGCAGCACGCGGACGGGUGGUUCCGCGAGGGCGUGCGCCUGGUGUUUGCCCGCUGGACCGCGCUGCAGCUGGCGCUGGAGAAUCAGUGGGGCGGCGGAAGGAGCGCGGAGAAGGCGCAACACAUGCAGGCGGACCUGGUGCAUUUCUGCUACAGCAAGCGCGGAGCGGUGUACGCGGACGAGCUGGAGGAGUGGCUGGACGAGGCGACCGUGAGGGACUUCAACAUGGAAGUGGAGGAUGGGAGCCUCAGAGAGGUGGCAGACAAGGUAGUUGAAGUGUUCAAGGUGUGUCGGGAUGGCAACUUCACGCUCGUGCAGCAGCUGCAGGCAGAGGAAGCAGCCGCUGCUGCCAAGGGAAGGCGAGCGGCACUGCAGCAGAGCAAAGUGGCAAAUCGCAAUGCCGACAGCGACGACAGUGAUUCUGAUGUGGAGGAAGUGGGGAACGGAGGAGCCAUGGAUGAAGAUGCGCCAGGAAGGGGUGCUGGGAUGGGAGCAUCGGGUCGCCAGUUUCGUGCUGCACCUCUUAGAAACGCGGAGAUUAUUGGGGAGCAGAGGUACUCCAGAAGAGAACCUACAGCAGCCGCUCUUGCUUCACAAGGCGAUGUCUCUACCGAGGGCUUGGAGCUGACUGAGGAAAACGUCGAGAAGGUUCUUGACGAGGUUCGACCGUACUUGAUGGCGGACGGCGGCAAUGUGGAAUUGUACGACAUUGACGGUCUCGUCGUGAAGCUGCGGCUUCAGGGUGCGUGUGGCUCGUGCCCGAGUUCCACAAUGACCAUGAAGAUGGGGAUCGAACGGAGGCUGAUGGAGAAGAUUCCAGAGAUAGUCUCCGUUGAGCAAAUCACGGACCAGGAGACGGGCCUUCCACUGGACGAGGAGAACGUGGAAAAGGUUCUGUCCGAAAUCAGGCCAUACUUGGUGGGAACGGGUGGUGGGGAGCUGACUCUUGUGAAGAUUGAUCCGCCGAUUGUGAAGGUCAGGAUUGACGGACCCGCAGCAGGAGUGAUGACUGUCAGGGUGGCUGUCACGCAGAAGCUGCGGGAGAAAAUUCCGUCUAUUGCUGCUGUACAGUUGCUUUGA
Messenger RNA from Closterium sp. Naga37s-1, 1140 nucleotides. The record is from the annotation of a GenBank genome assembly. NCBI's taxonomy places the organism in Eukaryota, Viridiplantae, Streptophyta, Zygnematophyceae, Desmidiales, Closteriaceae.